Coniophora puteana RWD-64-598 SS2 is the source of this 393-nucleotide messenger RNA. RefSeq lists its product as uncharacterized. The annotation marks the transcript as partial. Gene Ontology annotation, molecular function: DNA helicase activity. The record is from RefSeq and is a predicted model, not a curated record. The transcript has a single exon. Lineage: Eukaryota; Fungi; Basidiomycota; Agaricomycetes; Boletales; Coniophoraceae. Gene Ontology annotation, biological process: telomere maintenance; DNA repair.
AACUACCUCAUUGCAGAACAAAGGGACUAUGACCAGGAGGAGCAGCAACAACUGGCAGCAGGAAGGAUUCCUUACCUCAACCAGGAGCAAAAAUCAGUUUUUGAUGCUAUUGUGGAUUCAGUCCAAAAUCAGUAUGGUCACUACUUUUGUGUGCAUGGUUCAGGAGGUACAGGAAAAACCUUUCUCUGCAACACCAUAUGCUAUGCUCUAUGUGCUGAAGGGCAGAUUGUUCUCUGUGUGGCAUUAUCUGGCAUUGCAUCUCUACUUCUUCUUGGUGGCCACACUGUUCACUCUCACUUCAAAAUCCUAAUUCAACUGUUUGAAAACUCUACAUACAAUAUUGGCAAGCAAACUAUGGCUGCUGAUUUGAUCCAAGCUGAUGAAGUAGUCAUA